Leptomonas pyrrhocoris is the source of this 4527-nucleotide messenger RNA. RefSeq lists its product as hypothetical. Bases 1 to 4527 code for a protein of 1508 amino acids. The transcript has a single exon. The record is from RefSeq and is a predicted model, not a curated record. Lineage: Eukaryota; Euglenozoa; Kinetoplastea; Trypanosomatida; Trypanosomatidae.
AUGAAUGUCUCAGCUGACGCGGGUGGAGAGCUGAAGGUGUCGAAGUACGUUCUUGUUGCAGGAGUGCUCGGCCUUACCGCCAUCAAGAUCGUCUCGGCUGGCUUCCACAACUACCAACUGUAUGAGGUGGACCGCUUAGUGAGUCACAUCUCUCGCCAUGCCGAGGCGGAGAACAAGCGGAGGCAGGCGCAGCGCUCGUCAACGCCGCGACCGGCGACGCCAACGGUGAACGCGCUGUCUUCGGACGCUUCACGGCCCCCUUCCCUUCGCGGUGACGAGAAGAACGCAGCAGCUCCAACGACGGCUGCUGCUGCUGCUGCCAGGCCCGGCUCCAUCUUCCUUCACUCCGCUGCGCCGGAGACGUAUGUGCUGCCUUCCCGACUAAAUGGAGGGGUCGGUGCGGCGGAGGAGCGUGCAAAAGACCUCUCACUCGAUGACAGGGAGAGCACUGUGGACGUGAGUGCCUGCUCCCACGGCUUAAGCAGCGUCGCCCGUGGUAAGACAGCUUCCAAGAACACGUCUCAGCCCGCCCUAUCACCACUCCCACCGCCGGUGAUCACUUCACCUCACCCUACCCCGCAACGCAACUCGGUUGCCCGCGCGUCUCUGCAGCCACUGCGGCGCAGCAAUAGCGGUAUCUCCAUCACGUCGGUGCAUCUCGUCGGUGGAGAGCCGGCGCAGUCUACGUCGCAUCUCGUCUCUCAGCUACUCAUGGCCGGGGCGCGGCCGUGCUCAUCUCCGUACCCUGCUGCUGCUGCAGGUGCGUCGUUUUCCGGUUGUAACUCGCUUUCAUCCGCGACGGGCAACUCCUUCUCCGUAGUGGACCGGGGUGUGGCGGAGGCCUCGACGUCGCACCGCGAACCCCUCGCCCUCCCCAGCGGCAUACACGAGGGCGGAGGUAAUUAUGGCAACGGUGCUGGGAUGGGUGAGGGCGUGGUGAAUGAGAUGGAACCGCACGGCAGCGCCAACGGCGACCUCCUCAUGCCGCCCGCACCGGUGAUUAUCUUCGAAGACGCCGUACCGGCGGAGAUAACGGAGGGGACGCCGAAGCUCACCGAGUUUGCCUUGCCGACUGUAGGCGAGGUGGCAGCAGCAGCAGCAGAGCCGCAGGACGCAGAGGCAGGGAGGGACGAAGAGGAGGAAGAGGAAGAGGAAGUGGGGGACAGCCCUUUACCUUACUUCGCCUUCACCACCACGUCCGUCCACAUGGCCCCGUCAGAUGCAGCGGACGCGGUGGCCAACCACAACCGCAGCAACAACCACACGGACGCCACGGCGCCGUUUCUUGCCGCCACGGCGCCACCGUCGUUUCAUACCGGCUCAAACAAUGCGAACAGCAGCAAGGACAAUGACAGCAGCACCGGCCUGCCGCGCGCCUCCGUGCCCGCACCUUCCAUGAACGCGACCGACCGUAACACCUCCCCUCGGAUGGCGGACGGCGGCACGAGCGGCCGCUCCAUGUCGCUCGCCUCAGCGGCCUCCUCGGCGAGCCUCGCACGACCGGUGGUGCACUUCUUCAUCCAACCGCGCUGGGCCCUCGCCCCGUCUCUGUCGCCGACCUGCACCAAGUGGGAAGCCUUUCUCCGCCUGCACCGCAUCUCGUAUGUCGUGCAUGAGGUACACGUGCUGCGCAGCGAUCAGCCGCAGGCGCAGAGCACCGACGUGCCGCAGCAGAUCCAAGACGUCGUGGACCGGCAGCAGCACGACGGACGCCACGGCGGUGACGAUGACGAAGACACGGCAGCGGUGGCAGAGGCGCGUGCGUUUGCAAACGUGCUGACGGAGACGGGCGCGACACAUAAAAUGUGGGGGCGGGUGCGGGCGGAGCUGCACCGCGUCCUCCCUGCUGGCCUUCUGCCAGGCGACCCCCGCACGCAGUACUCCCUGCCUUUCAUCAUGGUCGGCGGAACAGUGCUAAAAGGUUCCUUCAACGAGGUGAUGGCCGAGCUCACACGCCGCGGUCUCGUACGUUCGCUACGCCAGGCGAGGAGAGACGGAGGUGAUGGGGGUGCGGGCACCGUGGCCGCCGGCUCGUCUUCGCCGUACUCACCAGAAGAACAGCUCGCCAUUGGCCAGGCCGUCGAGCGCACCGCGGAGUACACGCUUCGUCUCCUCUACGAGGUGGGGUUGCUGUUGGAGGGCAGCGCCGUCUUCAGCCACUACGCGGCGCAGCUGUGGAGCGGCCACCGGUACUGGGACCUCUUCCAAGUUCGCCGCUGGUUCGUGUACGCGUGGCUGGCCAUCCCGUUCCUAUCGGCGUUGAAGGCAGACGUGUCGAAGCGGUUGCUGGCGCAGGAGCUCGGCGGGCUGACGCGCGAGCAGCUGUACCGGAGCCUGCAGAGCGAUCUCGUGUCGCUGGAGCAACUCCUCGUGUCCUCCGCCGAGACAAUGCUCGACCGUCGCGACACCGAGGGAAAGGAGAAGGAGAAGGAGGACAAAGCUACGGAGGUGCACUUCCUGCUGGGGCGCGAGCCCGGCCCGCAGGACUGUGCCCUCUACGCCUACCUCCUCCCGAUCCUGCGGCUCACCCCACGCGACAUCGCGCACAUCCACAACCCCAACUUCGCGUACAUCUACGACAGCCGCAUUUUUCGAAGCUUUGUGGACCGCAUGUCCCGCGAAGCCUUCCCCGACCUCGAUGUUCUGCUGAACCCUCCCCGUCGGCCGAGUUUUUCCAUGUCGCUGUCGAACGCCGCCUGGGAGUACAUGGAAGACCGCGCCACUCCAGGGUUGGUCGCCAUGUGCAUGCAUGUGAACCAGUGGAACGCGUCGAUGUACCGCUUGAUGUGUCCGUGCCGUGUGGCAUUGCAACGCUGCCUCGAGCAGGCGCUGAAGUCGAAGCCGGUGGAACUCGUCCGUCGUCUGCUGCGACGCGUGAUCGCGAGUGGCCAGCGACUGGUUGCCGAUCGUCAUCGUCGUGUCGCUUCGUCCGCCGACACCACCGUCGCGCAGGAUGGAGAGCACGUCGGCGGCGCGCCGGUGCGAGUGCGAGACACGGCUGGCGCGGUGGAAGGCGCGGCGAUGGGUGUGCCGCAGCCCACCGUACACAUGGACAGCAGCACGCAGGUGACGGGAAGUCUGGACGAGCUCGUGCUAUUGCAAGAUGUCGACGCCCCAGUCGUCGUAGCUACCGUUACCGAGAAGAAGUCAGAAGAAGAGGCGGCGGCUGUGGUUUCGUUGCCUGCGCCUGUCGCUGCUGUGCUAACACGGAAAGGCACGGCGGAGAAGGAAGGAAACGCGAAGGAGGAAGCCGUUGAAACGGAAGUGGGAUGUCCGCGUGACACCGACGAGGGCAGGAAGACGGAUGCGGAUGCUGCUGCUCAGACAAGACCAGCGGCACCAGCCGUGGCGACGACCGAGGAUGACGGACCCGCCGUCUCCACCGGUGCCACACGAUCGCUCGUAUCGCCCCGCAGCUUGGAGAUCGCUGCCUUGACCGGCGAAGGAAACGAAAUAAAGACCGUAGAGACGGAGCAGCAAGCGGCAAGGCCUGCCGCGGCGUCUGUCCCUUCACCGCCGUCUCCACGGGCUCCACCAGCGUCAGCAGCACCGCAGCGACACCAAUCCCCCCAGCCACUUGUACAGGCAUCUCCCCUCUCUCCCCGUGUCGUUCACGCAUGCCUCUUCACUGGUUCAGCGCGCCACAACGCUCGGCGCGUACGCGGCUCGAACUCGCCCGCGCGCAACCCCCGCAGCGGCAGAGACACCGCCGGCAGCACCGCGACGCUGCUCGAGAGGGGGGCCGCCCCGAGUCCGCGGAGAAGUGGAGGCAGCGCAGCGGUCACCUCAGCGAGCGACGCGGUCGGCCCGCGCUUUGCGGUGCAGCGCGCCUCGGGGACUGGAACCAUCUCCCGCUCGCUCGGCUCGACCGUUGGACCGGGUUCCGCAGCACCGGCUGGACCGCCGCAGCACUCGUCAGGUCCAUCGCUCGACUCUCUCAUGGCCAGCGAUGCUGCUGCCGCUGCUACCACCCGCCCGACCACCGCGAAGACAAGCGAGCUGGCCACCCAUUCCUCCAACAGCGUCGCCAGUCAGCUGCGUGUGCCGAGGCGGGUGAUCACGACACGGGCAGCCAGCGCACGCCCCACCACGGUCAGGGAUGACUCCGCUUCCGAUUCGUCGUCGAGCGCGGGGGAGGCGGCAAGCUCGAUGCGGGAGUCUCGUGUCACCGCUAUACAUGCCGCCUCCGUCGCGCGUUCCUCCACCUCCGGCACUCCUGAGCGGGAGCGCCGCCCGUCGGGCCUCACGCCGGGACUCUUCGCCACCGUGGUGCACGGCAAGGUGUACGUGAAGGACGACCUGGAGCACCCAUCCUGGCGCGCUGAGGAGCCGCACCGUCGGUCGGCGUCGGUGGUGUCCGGGAGCAGGUCAGGUCGGGCCUCACCGACGCUGCUCUCGCGGCGCGGGUCACUGGCGGACUCGAACGGCCGCGACGGCGUUCGCAGCCCGGUCGCGACGGCGUUUGGCCGCACCGUGACGCCAAUUCGAAAGUUGCGGCCCUCUCCUGGCGGGCGCCCCAGCCUUUGA